Molecule: messenger RNA, 552 nt
Organism: Cutaneotrichosporon cavernicola
Lineage: Eukaryota; Fungi; Basidiomycota; Tremellomycetes; Trichosporonales; Trichosporonaceae
Exons: 3
Coding region: 1-552 (183 amino acids)
Cellular component (GO): membrane
Source: RefSeq, a predicted model, not a curated record
AUGGAGGUGGUUGCGCUCGUUGCUGCUGUCACCACCAAGAUCCAGUCCAUCAUGGUCAUCGACAACCGCUCCCUCGCCUCGUCCAUCCCCGGCGGCUACAAUGCCUCGUAUGAGCUUCUCCUCCUCGUCUUCCUACAGACCAUGCUCUCGGGCACGCGGCUGAGCACAAUGUCCCUCGGGUACGGUGACAACACCUGUCCGAGGCAGGAACUUGACCGCAUGGCCCUGGACGUGACUGAGGGUAAGGGCGAUGCCCGCGUCGUGGCCAAGCUUCAGCGCCGUCAGGCCGCCCAUUAUAAUUGCAUUGAGGGGCUUGGCAUUUUCUGUGCCGCCGUCGUUGCGGGAAACACCGCCGGCCUCGAGGCAUGGUACAUGAACAUGAUCGUGUGCCUCUACGUCCUCCUCCGCACCGUCUACGUCCUGCUUUACGUCAACACCACUACUGGUCGGUGGAGCAUUCUUCGUUCGGGUACUUGGAUCAUGUGCAAUGCUUGUUGGAUCGUCACCGUGUUCCGCGCUGGACACGCCAUGAACGAGGCCCGCCGGCGGUAG